AUGGCGACAUUGCUUCUCCUGGGUCUCUGUUUAGCUUCCUCGGUAGCAGGAGCGAAUGUCAACCUCACGAGUGCAGGGUGUGUCGACCCCUCUGGACUCCAAGCUUGUCAGAAUAAAGUGAACGAGCAAACAACCUCUUGCAUCAACCAGGCAAAGCGCGAUUCAAGCCAACAAGAGCUCCUUGCAUGUAGCUGUGCGGAUUACAUCAACAACUACAACUGCUAUGCGGCCUUUUGCUGGAACCGGGUCUGGGAAUGCGAGUAUCAGGAAUAUGUGAUCUCGUACAUGGAAAAUUGCGCAACCGCGAAACUACCGGUCCCCUACUUCCCGGCUCCAGACGGUGCUGCUGAUGCCUGCUCAUGCAACCUCGGUAAGGUGCACAUGGCCGUUGUGGAUGCGAUUCAAGAGACUGCGACUUGUUCAAACAACGCCGACUCUGGAGAUGCCUCGAGCAACGUGCAGCAGAUCCAAGGAUGCAAUUGUUGUGAGAUCAGCGGAGCAUUUUCUAGUAUUUUUGAGAUCUGUCCCAAUACAGAUCCUACACUUAUCGGGCUCUCCAGCAUCGGUGAUCUCGAGUCGGAACUGAACACGCAAUUCUCAUCCUGCGGACCUUACUUAGAGACAUAUGAUUGUAUUUCCUCGCUCUCGUACUCGUUGGAUGGCGUCAGUACAUUCCUUAAACCUUCGGACCCUCUGCAGACCGGUACGGACACUUUGAGCAAUGGGCCGGGCUCUGUAACAACGCCUGCGAGUGGGCAGGUAUUCUCUUACACCAACGGGGGUGAUGGAGUGGUUUAUACCAUCACCGCUGCCACCGGGGCCGCUGAAAUCAGUGCUAAAACGAGUGCUGCGGUUCCCGGCUCAGGUUCUGCGCAGUCUGGAAGCGAUUCAACAACUUCUGCAGCGAAAAGCACAGGAACGGCAAAGUCGAGUGGUGCCCGCGUGUUUGCCAGGGGUCCAUUUACAACGUUUGUGUUGGGCUGCUCGGCUUUGGCUGUAAUACUUUUGUAG
This is a messenger RNA of Exophiala spinifera, 1011 nucleotides long. RefSeq lists its product as uncharacterized. The coding region runs from base 1 to 1011 and encodes 336 amino acids. The record is from RefSeq and is a predicted model, not a curated record. The transcript has 2 exons. Lineage: Eukaryota; Fungi; Ascomycota; Eurotiomycetes; Chaetothyriales; Herpotrichiellaceae.